AUGGCACCAUGGAUUGUGAAUAACACCGAGUCGCCGGAAUCUCAAGCAACCACCAGCACAGCAAUGUCCACACCACAGCUCUUGUCUCUUGCCGGUAAGACGAUUGCCAUCACUGGUGGCGCUCGAGGCAUCGGUAUUACCUUGGCGAUGGCUGUCGUAGAAUCGGGUGGCAAUGUCGCUUGCCUAGAUAUCUUAGAAACACCAGCUCCAGCGGAAUGGGCGCAUCUGCAAAAACUUGCAUCAGCCAACAAAGUAGUCGCUUCGUACAACCACUGCGACGUCACGAAUGAAACCGCCGUCGAAGCCGUCAUGGAAUCAGUAGCUGCAGAUGCUGAGGUCCUCGGCUCACCAUUCUGGGGCACUAUUGCUUGUGCUGGUGUCCAGCAAACGAUUCCAGCGCUGGACUAUCCUUCGUUGGACUUUGAGAGAAUACUCAAAGUCAAUGUGACUGGCGUGUUCAACACUUGCAAACAUGCGGCAAGAAUAUUGCACAAGGCAAAAAGACCAGGUAGCAUUGUCAUCAUUGCUAGCAUGUCUGGAAAUAUUGCCAACAGAGGUCUUUACUGCACAGCAUAUAAUGCAAGCAAAGCAGCUGCUCAGCAAAUGUGUCGGUCGCUUGCCCAAGAAUGGGGGCAGUUUGGUAUUCGAGUGAAUUCCAUUUCUCCAGGAUAUAUCGUCACACCCAUGACCGACCAGUUACUAGCGGAAAGACCAGAACUCGAAGAGACGUGGAAGCAGGGAGCGCUGCUUGGGCGAUUCGGUAGGCCAGAGGACUUGAAGUUACCGGCUGUGUUUCUGCUUUCCGAAGGUGCUGCCUUUAUGCAUGGGUCUGAUCUGAGAGUUGAUGGCGGACAUUGCGCUUCCGCGUAA
Molecule: messenger RNA, 870 nt
Organism: Pochonia chlamydosporia 170
Lineage: Eukaryota; Fungi; Ascomycota; Sordariomycetes; Hypocreales; Clavicipitaceae
Product: short chain dehydrogenase
Exons: 3
Coding region: 1-870 (289 amino acids)
Cellular component (GO): intracellular anatomical structure
Molecular function (GO): oxidoreductase activity, acting on NAD(P)H, oxygen as acceptor
Source: RefSeq, a predicted model, not a curated record